Molecule: messenger RNA, 782 nt
Organism: Daphnia magna
Lineage: Eukaryota; Metazoa; Arthropoda; Branchiopoda; Diplostraca; Daphniidae
Exons: 4
Coding region: 282-626 (114 amino acids)
Biological process (GO): negative regulation of biosynthetic process
Cellular component (GO): nucleus; cytoplasm
Molecular function (GO): GTP cyclohydrolase binding
Source: RefSeq, a predicted model, not a curated record
AGAUUGUUUUGUAGCCUUGCAAGUUGUUUCUGGUCGUAUGUUGUCCCCGUACCUCGUACUCUUUUGUCUUUUCACAUGGCGGAAAGGCGGAUGGCGCUGAUUUAAUCGAAUACGCAUUUCGUUCGUCAUCUGUUUCCGCCAUUUUGAAACCGAAACCCAACAACAAAAUGUCAAAAGGGCUGUAGAAGUUGUUUUCUUUUUGCAGUGAAAACCUUGGUGAACACAAUAAGUUUAGGAACAUUAGAGGCUUUUUCUAAUAAAGGUUUUAAUUCAGAAGACGAAUGCCUUAUGUUAUCGUAUCAGGGAAUUUGAACCCCACAAAAAACGGCGCUGCUAGUCAGCCGCCAAGCCCACCAUGGAAAGUAGGCAUUUCCGGAUUAAAAGCUUGUGAUUUGGAAGAUUUGAAACGGUUCACAUAUGAACCUCACAGUGAUGUACACACAGUUACAUUUCGGCACCACCCAGUUGUGCUAUUAAAUGCCUUAGAAGUUCUGGGAUACAGAGUAGUAAGCUCUUUUUAUGUGAGUCCAGAUAAUUGUGUUUGGACUAUGAGGAAAGAUUUUCCGGAACCUUGCCCUGAACCUUCUGAUGAAGAAGAGAGUGAUUCUGCUGCAGAACUUGAUUAACAAAUUUUGACAUGGAGAAAUGCACACACCAUAACUGCCAGCAUUCCACAUCUGUUGGUCAGACAUUAGAAGAAAUGGAUUUUGAAAGAGGGCCUUGGGCUGCUGAUUCCUUUUGUUUUAGCACUCAAUGGGGACUUAGAUCGUCUUAGUAAAUUA